This is a messenger RNA of Brassica oleracea var. oleracea, 1693 nucleotides long. Its product is annotated as solanesyl diphosphate synthase 3, chloroplastic/mitochondrial. The record is from RefSeq and is a predicted model, not a curated record. NCBI's taxonomy places the organism in Eukaryota, Viridiplantae, Streptophyta, Magnoliopsida, Brassicales, Brassicaceae. The transcript has 11 exons. Gene Ontology annotation, molecular function: prenyltransferase activity. The coding region runs from base 27 to 1448 and encodes 473 amino acids. Gene Ontology annotation, cellular component: transferase complex. Gene Ontology annotation, biological process: isoprenoid biosynthetic process; ubiquinone biosynthetic process.
GAAGGGAACUUAAUUAAUGCAUUUCCAUGGCUGAGGUUCGUCGUCACAUUUUUGAUAAUAAGCCAAAACGAAGUCGUUCGGCUGCUUUCAUCGGAGGACAUUUUGAUUUCUCUAUUAUACAAUCGAACAAAAAAAGUCUUCGGCUUCUCGUCGGAUCCGUAAAUAAGAGAGAAGAAGAAGAAAAGAUGUUAAUCACGAGGGGUAUUUCUCGCAAGUUCCGCAGCUUCUAUGGCUGCUCUCGAUCUCUCAUCGCCUCUCGUCGCCUCGCAAUCAUACCCGAUCGGAGUCACUCCUCUUGUUCCGACUCUACAUAUAAGGAGGGUUACGUUUGCAGAGGUACUUCUUAUGCGUUGACUUCUCCGGGUUUUGGGAGCUUUAGACAUCAGCUCUAUCACCAGAGCAGCUCCGUUGUUGAGGAGGAGCUUGACCCCUUUUCGCUUGUUGCUGAUGAGCUGUCACUUCUUAGUAAUAAGUUGAGAGCCAUGGUAGUUGCCGAGGUGCCGAAGCUUGCCUCUGCGGCUGAAUACUUCUUCAAAAGAGGUGUGGAAGGAAAACAGUUUCGUCCAACUAUUUUGCUGUUGAUGGCGACGGCUCUGAAUGUACGCGUACCAGAAGCAUUGGCUGCUGAAUCAGCAGAUAUUGUCCCAUCAGAAUUACGCCUAAGGCAACGGGGUAUUGCUGAAAUCACCGAAAUGAUACAUGUUGCAAGCCUCCUGCACGAUGAUGUCUUGGAUGAUGCGGAUACAAGGCGUGGUGUUGGUUCCUUAAACUUUGUAAUGGGUAACAAGAUAUCGGUAUUAGCAGGAGAUUUCUUACUCUCUCGGGCUUGUGUGGCUCUUGCUGCUCUAAAAAACACAGAGGUUGUAUCGUUACUUGCAACCGUUGUAGAACAUCUUGUUACUGGUGAAACCAUGCAAAUGACUAGCACAACCGAUCAGCGUCAUAGUAUGGACUACUACAUGCAGAAGACAUAUUAUAAGACGGCCUCACUAAUCUCAAAUAGCUGCAAAGCAAUUGCGUUGCUCGCUGGACAGUCAGCAGAAGUUGCCAUGUUAGCUUUUGAAUACGGGAGGAAUCUGGGCUUGGCAUUCCAAUUGAUAGACGACGUUCUUGACUUCACGGGCACAUCAGCUUCUCUGGGAAAGGGAUCGUUAUCAGAUAUCCGCCAUGGGAUCAUAACAGCUCCAAUACUCUUUGCCAUGGAGGAGUUUCCUCAACUACGCACAGUUGUUGAUCAGCUUGAAAAAGAUCCAACAAAUGUUGACAUUGCGUUAGAGUAUCUUGGGAAGAGCAAGGGAAUACAAAGGACAAGAGAGUUAGCUAUCGAGCAUGCGAAUCGGGCAGCAGCAGCAAUAGGGUCUUUACCUGAAACAGACGAUGAAGAUGUGAAGAGAUCAAGGCGGGCACUUAUUGACUUAACCCAUAGAGUCAUCUCCAGAAACAAGUGAAGAGAUAAAAAGAAGAAGUCUCUAUAUAUACACCGAACAUCGCCAUUACUUCAAAUUUCAUUUCAUUUCAAUUGUAGGAUUUUGUUUUUGUUCAACUCCUUUCACGAAAUGAUUUGUUGGACAAAAAGUGGAUUUCAUUUUAAACAUAGAUGAAAAAAAAAAGACGGUGACACUACUUGUGAAAUCAUUCUCAGCAUCUCUCGUCAUUCAAUUUGAAUAAAAUAGCUGAGCUUCUUGUGGAUCAA